GGGAUCAUGAUUCAUGAAUUUCGUUCUGGAGGGAUCAUGUUACACAACCUCACGCAUAACCUCCACAACGAAAAUGGCGCCAUCACUUCCCACCCUCCCUCCGCCCUAUCAUUCCCUCCCCAACCUCCUCUUCCUCCCCCACCGCCAAGCCCGCCUCCCGAUCCGCCGCCUCCUUGCCGCGCACGCUCUCGCCGCCGUCGCCGGCCACCUCUCCCUCCCCAAUCCCCACGCCCACACCCUCCUCCUCAUCGCCUACUCCCGCCUCCACUGCGCCCGCCGCCCUUCCACACUCCUCCUCUUCCGCUCCUCCCUCCGCCUCUCACUGCCACCCACCCGACACACCCUCCCUCUGGCCAUCUCCGUCGCCGCCUCCUCGCGCCCCCACCUCCCGCUCGCGCUCUCCCUCCACGCCAUCGUGGUGGCCCGCAGCCUCCUCCCGUUCCCGCACGUCGCCAACGCCCUCGUCUCCCUCUACGCCAAGAACGCCCUCCCGGACUCGGCGCGCAUGGUGUUCGACGAAAUGCACGCGCCGGACGUCAUCUCCUACAACGCUCUCAUGGACGGCUACAUCAAGGCUGGCCUGCUGGGGCUUGCCAUGAAGGAGUUCCAGCGGAUGCCGCAGCGGGACGCUGCAUCCUGGGGCACCGUGUUAGCCGGGUGCGCAAAGGCUGGAAGAUGGAAGGAGGCAGUGCGGCUCUUUGACAGGAUGAGAGCGGAGGGGUUCAGGCCGGACGACGUGGCGCUGGCCGCAGCGCUGUCAUGCUGCGCGCAGCUCGGGGCGCUAGAGAAGGGACGGGAGGUCCACGAGUACGUAAGGCAGAGCAGGCCCCGGCCAAACGUGUUCUUGUGUACAGGGCUCGUUGAUCUGUACGCAAAGUGUGGGCGUGUCGACGUUGCCCUGGAGGUUUUCGAUUCGUGCCCUGCGAGGAACGUGUUCACCUGGAACGCGCUCAUCGUCGGGCUGGCGAUGCACGGGCAUGGCACAGUGGCACUCGAGUACUUCAACCGGAUGCUGCUUCAGGGGGUUCGACCAGAUGGAGUCACUCUCUUAGGGGUGCUGAUUGGUUGCAGCCACGCUGGCCUGGUUGACAUGGCAAAGAGGAUCUUCUCCGAGAUGGAGGGCGAGCACGGUGUGCCUCGGGAGCUUAAGCAUUAUGGAUGCAUGGCUGACUUGCUUGGUCGAGCCGGGCUCAUCGAGGAAGCGAUUGAGAUGGUCAAGAAGAUGCCGACAGAAGGGGACACUUACGUCUGGGGAGGUAUACUCACUGGUUGUAGAAUGCACGGGAACGUGGAAGCAGCGGAGGUUGCAGCAAGGCAUUUGCUGGAGCUCAACCCUCAAGACAGCGGGGUAUACUCUGUCCUGGCCGGGAUCUAUGCAGAUGCUGCUAGGUGGGAGGAUGUUGCCAGGGUUAGGAAAUUGAUGGAUGAAAGGAUUGCUAGGAGAAAUGUUGGUUGCAGUUCGAUUACGGCGGACCACUAGCAUAGCACACAGUAUGCUGGCUGAUCGCAGCAGCGUGCUAUCUGGCUGUAGAUUCUGCCUAGAAGGUGACCACCGCAAAGUAGAAACUGGCUCAGUAAGAGGACUGCUAUUCCUAGGAGCAGCAAUGACUUUACAAGUAGAUGUUCUUGCAAAUCAACUGCUCAUGCUGAACUGCUGAUGGAAAUGAAGCCAGAGCAUAAAUUGAAAAGGGAUGAGGAAAAGUUCUGGCCAGGUGCAGGUACUAUUUUUGUCAUGCCUAGUUGGCGCAGCCCACUUUGUUUUCAAGCCAAUGAAGGCUAGCAGUUCGAUGCAGCCCUGAAUUCGCAGAUCUCGCUGUUCUUUGGUUUGGUAUUGUAGUUCAGUUGAUCUAUGGCUAAUGGGUUGUCGCAGAAACUUAUGUGCUACAGAGUACAGAGUUGAAGAUGACACAACAUUCUGUAAUCAAGGAUUCAAGGUGAGACAACAAGUUGCUCGUUGGUGCAGACAGGGCGCAGAGCCGGGGACGGGGAGGUGGGACACCACUUCAUCGUCCAAUCUGUCGCAGAAAGACACUUACUCGAUGAUGUCCAUCUCCAUGGCUCGGAGCAGAAUGCAUGAACCAAACCUUGCUUCCCUCUCCUUUCUCGUGGAUUCGAUUUUUCUCGAGGACCUACUUCUCCGAGAACAGGGAGGGGAGAGGCUAAUGGCAAAUCGCUGAAGGGAAAUGAAGUUGUGGAAACAUACAUGUGUUGCUCAGUUCUCUGGUUUGUGCUAUGAGCCCAAUCUGUAACUUCAUGGAUUUUGUAUGGUUCAUGGAUGCAUCCGAAAAAUCAUGUGCCCCGACUGAAAGUGCUAACUUGUAGUGACGUCUUCAGCACUUGAUGCAUGUUGUUUUUACUACCGAGAGAUUUUAACUAAGAGCUAUUAACUUGAACUUGCAAA
Messenger RNA from Lolium perenne, 2401 nucleotides. Its product is annotated as pentatricopeptide repeat-containing protein At5g61800-like. NCBI's taxonomy places the organism in Eukaryota, Viridiplantae, Streptophyta, Magnoliopsida, Poales, Poaceae. Gene Ontology annotation, molecular function: RNA binding; protein binding. The record is from RefSeq and is a predicted model, not a curated record. Gene Ontology annotation, biological process: RNA modification.